UUCCCCGCGACACGUCACGAAUCCCCGAGCCCCCAAAGACGGCGACCCUUAUGUGUUCUUGGCUUGCUUGGUGAUCCGGAAAGAAAAAAAAGUGUCAAGCAAGGGUCUUACAGUCGCAGAUCUCACCGCGAAACGUAGCGUUUUACAGCCAGUAAAGCAAUUCAAUACAGUAGCAAAGAUCUACCCCCAUACUCCAAGUACCGGCCCCGGAUUUGUUCCCCAUCUAAUCCCAUCAUCCUCUCGCCGACCUUGGACGCCAAAGCAUACCUAAGGAAGCGGACUUAUCAUUGAGGUGAACAAAGACUCGACAACGUCGGAUUUCAAUACAUUCCCUGGCAGUCUAAACUAAAAGCGUCUCGCAUCUGGCCCACAUUCGUGUUGUAUACGGUAAAAACGGCACUUGAAAGGGUCAGACUCGUCUAAGCACAGCCCCCUUCAAACAACACCCGCGCUGCGCCACGCUGUCAGGCAGAUUUCGCGGUCAAGUGCAUUCAGCCUUGCCAGACUUGGUGUUUCUAAAGACAGAAACAACUUACGCGCCAUGGAUCAACAAGCUGCCCAACCUGCAGGGCCGGCUCGUGGACGCUCUCCGUCUGCCGGGAAUCAACAGCCUCAUAUAAGAAAUAGUCAUUCUCCUUCGCCUCAUCCAUAUCAAUCCCCGGACAAUUCGAUCGGUCUCGGCAUUGGUAUAGACCCCUCGUCAGCUAGCCCCCAAUUCACCACCUCCGACUUCAACACCUACGAUAGUAAUAACGGCAGUAAUCAGUUCCUAAAUACGUCACAGCCGCCUCCACCCUUCGACCAGCAGGGUAUUGUUGACCCUGCGUCAUUCGACCUAAACCAAGAUUAUUCGCAAUCCCUGACAUCGCAGUCACAAGCAGCAUUUUCUCAGAACCUCCUGGCGUCCGACUUUAACAAUAGCGGCGACUUUUCACUAUUUCCGUCUAACCAGGGUGAUCAGUUUAAUACCCCUCUAUUUGGUGACCUUUCUCAAACUAAUGCGCAAUCCCUCGAUCCUAACGAUCUCACCAAUAUGACUUCGCCCCAGACACAUCACUCACCAACCCCUCCUCAUCUUUUAAAGCCAGAACCUGGCUCGACACACCAAUCACCAUCCUUCAACCAACAUCAAUUCUCCUCGCCAGGCCACUCAAGACAUGCAUCGCUUGGCCCGGAGGCAGCUCUUAUGCCUGGGCAGUUAGACUGGAAUCAACCACAAUUUCAGGGACACCGAAGAUCGCCUUCAGAGUACUCCGAUGCAUCUUCAGCUGCCCCGUCCCCACAUUUGACAGGCCAUGAUACCUUCGAGCAUCCGGAGCACGGUCAUUCACCCAUGCAAAGGGCCCAGGACGGUUUCUAUGACGGCGUCGUUGGACUGAAUAAUUUUAGCAUAACAAGCGCCAACCCGAAUAGUCGCAGUCCAUCGCACAGCCCAGCUAUCUCUCCUCGAAUUCUUCCACAACAGAUGACCGAUGCUGGCCAGCAAAAUCCAAACAUGAUGUUGACUGCAGGAGGAUACCCGAACCCAGCCACCAUGGGCUACUCUGUUCAAGGUUCCGAAGAAUUCCCCCCUCUAUCUCAAGAAGGAAUAAUAGACCCUACGAUAUCUCAGCCCAUGGCUCCGCCAUCGAUCAACAUUGACUUCGCGCCUAACUCAAGGCAGAACAGCUUCGAACCUCCAAAACCGCCCAUGGACGCACAGUCUUUAACGCCGCCCGAUAGAGGUCGUCCACGAUCCCGCCCGCGAGCAGUUACGGACCCCUAUAACAGCGGAGGAGCCGUCAUCUCGCGACCUAAUACCCCUGGGAGUUUAUCGCCGCAUCUUGGCGCUGAUCUGGCCAAUCGCAAUCGCUCCGGCUCCGAGUCUUCUUCUCGAUCACUUUCGCCUGGUGAUAGGUCUGGCAGCGCCAAUGCCGUUUCCAGAAGACGUCAAUCCAUGUCAGCGGUUCCUAAUAAUGUCAUAGCCCUGCGUCUGGCAGACCCUGAAUACCAAGCCGCCCAAGACAACGGGAGCACAAAACGUGUUCAGAAGCACCCCGCUACAUUUCAAUGCACGCUAUGCCCCAAACGUUUUACGCGGGCAUACAACCUGCGCUCCCACUUGCGCACUCACACAGAUGAGAGGCCCUUUGUAUGUACGGUCUGCGGAAAGGCAUUCGCUAGGCAACACGAUAGAAAACGUCAUGAAGGUCUUCAUUCAGGCGAAAAGAAAUUUGUCUGCAAGGGAGACCUCAAGGCCGGAGGGCAGUGGGGCUGCGGUAGACGGUUUGCACGAGCAGAUGCACUCGGACGUCAUUUCCGGUCCGAAGCGGGCCGAAUAUGCAUAAAACCCCUACUGGACGAAGAAAUGCUCGAGAGACAGAGAGUGUGGCAAGAACAACGGAUGCAGAGCAUGGCACAAAAUAUGGCCCAACCUCAAGCAGUGAUGGACCCCAACGUCUAUCCUGGAAUGGAGGCCGGUGGCUACAGUUUGCCUGCCGCUUUAUUAGCACAGUACCCAGCUCUGGCGCAAAUGAACUGGGGCCAGAAUGAUAUGAGUAAUGUAGAAGACGAGCUUAGCGGGCGUUCGAGCUUCGACGCCUCUGAUUACGAUGAUGGUGAUGAUACUGGCUACGUCAGUGGCCCCGGAACCGGAUUCGGCGAAGGCGGCAUGCAACAAAACUUCGGUGAAUCUAUCGGCUAUGCUAGCGAUUAUGGUGGUCGUUAAAAUCAUUAGGGUUGGCUCGUGCAACCGGCAUGGCUUCAUUAAUAUUCACGAUUUGGUGGCAUCAGUACUUAUUUGAACGGAACUUUACCCGACUAUAAACGAGUACACGGACCUUGGGCGCUCAGCGGAAUGACAUUUUAUGACGAUUUUUUUUAUUUUUAAAAACACUUUGUGUUUUCAGGUUAUUACCCCCUUUAGAUGGCAUGAUAGAUACCAAUAUCGAAUUUCACGUUUUUGAUUAUGUGGCCCUAAUUGUUAAAAUCCGGACGUGAGCCUAUGGUGUAUAAUAGGUAUAUCUUAGCUCGAUGUCAAAUUUCCCGAAUACACUUCUAGAUAUUUCUCAGAGCUACAGGACGUCGAAGUUUUAUAUCCUAGCUAGUCUAGAGAUCUACCUAGGUAUGCUUGAUAAUCAAUGCUUUGCCCCCUAGCGUAUGUGGGGGAGCCCCGCCCGAUCGAUUGAAUCGGUAUA
Molecule: messenger RNA, 3176 nt
Organism: Hypoxylon trugodes
Lineage: Eukaryota; Fungi; Ascomycota; Sordariomycetes; Xylariales; Hypoxylaceae
Exons: 2
Coding region: 542-2707 (721 amino acids)
Biological process (GO): regulation of DNA-templated transcription
Molecular function (GO): DNA-binding transcription factor activity, RNA polymerase II-specific; RNA polymerase II cis-regulatory region sequence-specific DNA binding
Source: RefSeq, a predicted model, not a curated record